Drosophila sechellia is the source of this 949-nucleotide messenger RNA. RefSeq names its product kinetochore protein Nnf1a (gene Nnf1a). Bases 319 to 903 code for a protein of 194 amino acids. NCBI's taxonomy places the organism in Eukaryota, Metazoa, Arthropoda, Insecta, Diptera, Drosophilidae. The transcript is spliced from 4 exons. The record is from RefSeq and is a predicted model, not a curated record.
AAAAUACUGUUCGGUGGUAUUUAUUCAUUUGACAUUGUAAUGGAAAAGGCACAUAUACUCGCCAUACCGUUCAAUAAAAAAUGUUUAUAUUUUCAACAUCACUUAUUUUACUUGUUUACACCUAUUCUUUUAUGUUCCAAAAGAGUAAUAAAUAAUAAGAGCUAGUGGGAAUACCUCAAAAAACCGAUAACAGGGUUGUCACCUUUAACUACAAUUGCUAUAAUAGGCUUGGUGUUUUGCAGAAACUUGCAGCUGGUCACACCAAUGUGGCAUUGUUUUGUUUUGUUUACAAUUUGAAAUUGCUAACAAAUUAUUUCGAUGGAGGAUUCAGAAGCCGCAUUUAAACGCCACGAGAGUAUUGGGCCAAAGGUGAAACAGGCCUACGAGGAAGCCAUUAAACAAAUCUUUGCCGACUUGAGCUGCUCAGAUAUGCAAGCGUGGGAUGCCAUUUACCAGGAGCACGAGCAAUCGGCUCUGGACACCCAAAGCAUCGUAGAUCGCACUCGCAGUCUGAUGACCAAGGUUGUGCUCGAAAUGAACCGAUGCUUCUUCGCCAGCAACGAUGUGCCAAAUAAGCUGCAAACUUUGGAAAUGCUCAAGGAACAUUUCGCUGGCUACGAGGGCAAGAAAUGGAACCUGAACACUGCAGCCCCCGACGAACUCACUCGGCCGUUGCGCAUGCGAUUUUUGGACUUCAGCCUGGAAUUCAUGGAGCAGCAACUGGCCUCUCAGGCAAAAGAACUUGAGAUUGCUAUGGCCAAGAGCAAUGCCAAUCGCGAGCGACUCCAACAUAUCCAUGACCAGCGACUGAAAUUGAGUGCCCAAAUGGAGCAGCAAUUGUCGCAGUACGAGAAAGUAAAGCCAGAACUUAUUAAGCUAGACGAAACAAUGAUUGAUUUUUGACAAACUUAAAUGCAAUAAAUUAAUAAAAUACUACGCUUUAAGUUUA